Messenger RNA from Physcomitrium patens, 3164 nucleotides. RefSeq lists its product as uncharacterized. Lineage: Eukaryota; Viridiplantae; Streptophyta; Bryopsida; Funariales; Funariaceae. The record is from RefSeq and is a predicted model, not a curated record.
CACUUCCCCUCGUAUUAUUUCACUCAUUUGGACUCGAAGAAUGCUACUCUCAUCCUCCCCUCUCCGCUAAUAAGCUAAAUGAAUGUCGACAAGUGUGUUUUCACAGUGCUCGUGACUGCGUCCCCUCAAAAGUGGAGACCCAUACCGCAACUCAAGGUUGAGCGAAGGCUGGUUUGAACGGAGACUUUGAACAUACAAAAAACAUAAAUGAAAUAAAUUGUCGGAUUCUUAUCACAAUCCUGUGCAGCUGUUAAAGGAGUUUAUGUAGUGCAGGGAGUAGCUAUUUCAGAAUAUGCUGCUGCAUUGUCUAGAUCUAAAAAGUUGGAGGAAUAAAGAUAAAAAGUAGAGAAAUAUGUUCGGUUUUAAAGACGGUGAGUUUUGACUGGGUGACCAAGAGGCUCAUCUCAAGAGAUGGGGCAGCUGCGGGCUGCGAGAAGUGAAACUGCCGCAGUCUGGAUACUGGUCAUCCUCUUGGCUACACAAGAUGUCCCACAAGUGACAUCGUGGCCGGAGUUGAAGACAACUGCCGCACAGGGUAGUGGCAACUGGGUUCAAGAAUCGACAAGCAACUCACACACGCACCGCAAGGACUCGGGUAACAUUGAGCCAUCACAGACGCUGACGAGGCGAACUUCCAGGCGGCAUCACCUGGCAAAUUAUCCGGUGCUUAGUCAGAAGGCUGGUUGUCAUGUUUAUCUGCACCCCGAAGGAGAGUCUCUCGUCGAUUCUGUAUCAUUAGAAGAUAACAGCGGUUCACCGCAAGGGAUGACAACGUGGCCAAGGCUGGUGGAGUGUGCCGAUGCCCUCUGCUUGGUGCAGGCCAUUCUCACCAAGGAACCCCAGAUUGUCGUCACGCGCGACAUUGAUGUUUCUGAAUCCCUGCCGCUUCCUGACAUAACCUCAAAGACAACAAUAGUGGGUACAUGCUCCGGAGAUCCGUGCAUGAUCAACGGUGGAGGCAUGGGUCAGAUUUUCAUUGUUGGCCUCGGCGGAAUGCUAACCCUCAAGCACUUGGAGAUCUGUGGGGGCACCUGCAGUGAAGGAUCGGCGGUCCUGGUGUCGGGCAACAUGCAUGGUCAAGGUGGUCGUCUCUUGGCUCUCAAUGUCCUCUUCCGCAAUAACACGGUGUCCGGGAGCGGAGGCGCGGUCAUGGUGAAAGCGGGAGCUCUCGCCCACAUCCGCAGCUGCGUCUUCGAGGAAAACAAGGCCUCCCGGGGAGCGGCACUGUUCGUGGGAUCAGCUGAGGAGUAUCCCGUGCCCCUCAACGACUCGAGUCAGUGCGGCAUUAAGACGUGCGUCACUGUUGUCGAUACUGCCUUCUGGCGCAACGAAGCCAGCUGGGGAGGCGCUGUUUACGUCGACGACGCUCUCCCUCACUGCCAUCACCUUGGCGGACCCAAAUUCGAGUGUACUACCUGCAGCUUCGUCAACAACACCGCCUGGGUUGAUGGAGGCGCCAUGUUGCUGGCAUUCCUCUCCUCUGGCUCCAUUGCGCAUGUCAAAAUGAGCAGCUUCCUCAACAACACUGCUAAGGCAUCAGGAGGUGAUGUUGAGUUGCAAGCUGGGAUAGAUCACACACACGGAGUAGAAUUCGUGGCUUACAAGACUGAAUUCUCUGGCUUUAGCGGAGUGGGUGGCUUUGCCGUUGCAGUGAAAAGCUUUGCACAGGCCAGUUUCAUCAGAUGCAGAGAGAAGGAUGCGAAUGCAAUUUAUUGCGGUGGUCGGAUAUGUGAAUUUUGUCCCAAACGAGGAGACCAGUACACGAUGGCACCUUCUAAUGGACUAUUUUCUGGCAAUUCUUCGCAAAGUGAAAUGUGUCCACCACCUUUGCCCCCCCUUUGUGAAUGGAUACCUCAGGAGUGCAUACUUCCACCUCCACCACCAUCUCCACCACCACCAUCUCCGCCACCUCCAACACCAAUAGCAGUGCCUCCAGUUUUAACACCAACAUCCACUUGUAUGUGCCCUCCUCCAUCAACCCCACAUACAAAUGGACAUGUUGUUGGAGAUCCUCAUUUUUUUGGAAAACAUGGAGAACGCUUUGAUUUCCAUGGCAAAAACAAUCAAGAUUAUUGUGUCAUUAGUGACACAACGCUACAAAUUAAUAUGCACUUCUUUCAGGGAAUUCAUAAAAGUAGCUCAUUUAUUUCAAUGGUCGGUGUUAUAUAUGAUAAUUAUUAUGUUCUCAUCAAUGUACAUCCACAUUUAAAUGAAAGCCAAUCAAACCUUAUAGGAUCUGUUGUUAAGAUUAACAAUGUGGAACUUCCAAAAGGCAAUGAAUUUAUAAGUCAAUCCAAUCGAAUGACAAUUAGUUAUUAUCCUACUUUCAUUCAUGUUCGUAUACCCAAUGUAAUAGACUUCAAUGUAACAAUCAUGAAGCCUACUUUUGGUAUACAUGGAUCCGGAGCUAAUUAUAUUAAUUUCCAACUGAAAGAAAUUAAUGUUUCUCAUCAAGUGCACGGUAUUCUUGGGCAAACGUAUCAGGAAACAAAAGAAGUCUACAUGAAAUUGCAUCAAGCUCAUGGAAUGACACCAAAACAGGCCGCCAAAGUUUUCAUGGACGGCAGAGAGGAUGAUUAUCUCACCACCGGAAUUUUUGCCGCGGAUUGCAAGUUUGCUGAGUUUCAGGGACAGAAGGGAUUUUCUGCCACAGUGAAGAGAACUCUUCUACAAACGGCAAAGCGAAUCCUGCGAGCUCAGGAGGACGAGGAGCUUGUCAUUGGAUGUGCUGGAGUUGGAGAUCCUACAGCUUUGUGUGUCGAUCUCAUCGACGACUGGAUCAAUUGAAAAAAACGUGUUCAGGCUUUUAGAUAUUUACAUUUAUCAUGUUAACAAAUGAAAGGAUAGAGAAAAAGAAUGAAAGAGGAAGAAGAAGAAGCUGUUGUUCCAAUUUAAAGUCUGAAUGAGAAGCAUUUGUUGAGGUGCGUGGGACUGGUGCUGAAAGCUGAGAUGAACGAUGUCCACCAGGAUGGCUCAUGAUUUGUGAUUGUUCAGUGUUUCUUCUGCCGAGGAGUUCAUUGCUCCAGGAGCGCUGCGUCAAUAGCGUAAAAAAAAUUCCUUACUCGUAACAGCGUCUGCAAACCUCGACAGAAAGAUUCAUGUGCGGCAUCUGUCUGAAAUAAAAUGUACAAAAGCAGAAAGAAAUAUGUCUCUAGCAAAACCCA